Cuscuta europaea is the source of this 806-nucleotide messenger RNA. The record is from the annotation of a GenBank genome assembly. NCBI's taxonomy places the organism in Eukaryota, Viridiplantae, Streptophyta, Magnoliopsida, Solanales, Convolvulaceae.
AGAGAAAUAUUGGGGGAUGCUUGCUUCUAUUGCAGAUUUGGGCGUGGGAGAGAUUGCCCAUGGUGCGGCCGCGAAACGUUUUGCCAUAUGAGAAUCUACAGGAUAUGCCCUAUGGGUGCAGGUGGGCAUGUCGGCACAAUUGGGAACAAAGUUCUCGGUAUACUCUACGUAUUUAUCGAGAUCAGAUGGACGGGAUCCGAGAGAACGAGUUCGUGUGGCGCCCAUACGCAUUACAAGCCCUCCCCAGGUUCUGCGUCGCGGGAGUAGAUUUGUGGACAUCUAAUGUCAUGCUUAUAUAUUGUGACAUUUCUGAGAUGUACUACCCCGGUAGAUUUUGUCGUCAAUUCGGUGCAAUGCAACAUAUUCCUCCCGCAGCGGAAUCACAAGCUAGCCACCAUGCAAGUGGUGCAAAAAAUUCUGGAUGGCCAUUGACACUAUGGGCGGUGAGGCACAAUAUUCGUAUCGCAUUUGAGUUCGUUGAUCAUCCCACCUACACUCCUGCGUACCGUGAAUGGUACGCAAAUGUCGGGAAACGACGGAUUUGCAAUCCGUUACAUGGUCGACCUACAACGGGUUAUGUAACUACUAACAGGGAGACAAGUACACUAAUGCAAUGUAUGGGCGAUAUCUAUCGACGCAUGGCAGCUCCAUUUGACGUCGAAGACAUUCGCGAGCAAAUUGCACGAUGCCUUACAGGAUUAGGUGACGAGAAUGUGCUUCAUCAAGACAUCAUUUUCUAUGGGGAUGCCCAUGAUGAUGCAGUGGAUGAUCAUCCUCCACUUCGGCAAGACCGUAGAAGAGUCGCG